UAUUAUCGAAAUCAUAGAGCUCAAUUCUAUUUAAAAAAAAAAAAAAGUUGAAGAGAUAGUGGCAUAUGGGUAAAUAAAAGGUGUAGGCCGGGAUGAAAAAGGAACGCAACCAUCCGCCUUUAAAAUAAGCAGCGACGAUCUCUGAUUUCACUCAAACGCUUCCAAUUUUUCGAAUUGAAGGAACGGUUUGCAACUGAGGAGCAGGACGAACUACCCGAGAUCCACUGCCAAACUAUGGCCAUAUGCUAAUGCUGUGUGGUAUGGGCUGGCUGGAAUAUGUUUUUACAGGACGGGCAUAAUUCGGAAGAGUCAAAGCAAAGCACUGCUGAUAUGACUGUUUUUGUGCAAAACCUUCUUCAACAAAUGCAAUCCAGGUUUCAAACAAUGUCUGAUUCCAUUAUCACAAAGAUUGAUGAAAUGGGAAACCGUAUAAAUGAGCUGGAGCAGAGCAUCAAUGACCUAAAAGCGGAGAUGGGAGUGGAGGGCUCUCCAUCCCCUUUAGCCUCAUCAAAGCAAAAGUCGGAUGAAUCAAAGCAAGAUGAAGGCUCAGCAUAAAACCUGGCCAAAGAUUGUUUUUAGCAGCUGGUUAUGAUUGUAAUUGGUGAUAACUUGUUUUAUUUGAGACUACUACUGGCAGGAGAUUAGGGGCAUUACUGCAUGGCCCCCUUUUCCAUUUUUAUUUGUACUAAGUAUUUCUUCUGUGAUCUGGGAGAAAGAAUUAUCUGCUUUCAACACCUAUAGAUGCACUGGUUGUUUGGCAAUUUAUAGAGGGAAUUAAUGAAUGUGAGGUGGUUUGUUGUUAA
This is a messenger RNA of Durio zibethinus, 803 nucleotides long. RefSeq names its product heat shock factor-binding protein-like. Gene Ontology annotation, cellular component: nucleus; cytosol. Gene Ontology annotation, biological process: cellular heat acclimation. Gene Ontology annotation, molecular function: transcription corepressor activity. Lineage: Eukaryota; Viridiplantae; Streptophyta; Magnoliopsida; Malvales; Malvaceae. The record is from RefSeq and is a predicted model, not a curated record.